UGAAAUUUAAGACCGAGCGCUACAGUUUCCAUUUUUUGCUGCUCCUCUCCUCUCCUUCGUCGCUUCAUCUCCCCGCCGACUGCACACGACGAGGCGGAGCGGAAAAGACCGAAACCCUAUAGGCGGCCAGAAGACUCUUCUACAGAUCUUUGGUCCGGAGAAGAAAUUUCAACAAUGGUGGGAGCGAAGAAGAAGGUGAUGAGUUACGAAGAAGUCCGGCGGCAGAGGGUGGAAGAGAACAAGAAGAGGAUGGAAGACCUCAACCUGCUGAAGCUCGCUAAGCAUCUUCGUCCCCAACCCAAUCCCUCCUCCAAUCCUUCCCCUCAGGCGAAACCCAGAGCUCGCCGGCCGGCGGUGCUGGCUCCGGCGAGGAGGUCGUCACGGAUAGCGGACCAGCCCUCUGUUAGCUACAGGGAAGUAAGUGCUAGGAUGCACUUCCAUUCCAGGACCUUCAGCUACCAGAGAAGAGAUCUGCUGAAUCGGGUGUAUGCAUCUAGUGAGGUAAGGCAAUAUGCGAUUCAUAGAGCUGAAGAACUUCAAUCCACUUUGGAUCCAGAGCAUCCAAGCUUUGUGAAACCCAUGCUCCAGUCCCAUGUCACUGGAGGGUUUUGGCUGGUGAGUUUGAGUUCCGAAUUCCGAGGGCUGCCAUCCCUCUUCUGCAAGACGUACCUUCCGAAGGAGGACGAGAUGAUGACGUUGAUAGACGAGGGAGAAGAGCCAUCUCAGACCAAGUACCUUGCUGGGAAAACUGGUCUCAGUGGCGGGUGGAGAGGGUUCGCCAUUGAUCACGAGCUGGUCGAUGGAGACGCAUUGGUUUUCCAGCUGGUCAGCCCCACAGAGUUCAAGGUGCAUAUCAUUAGGGCAAAUGAAGUGGGAGGCGAUUCUGAGAAGGAAAACCAAGAUGAGGAGGAAGAAGAAGAAGAUGAAGCCUUAGAGAAGGGAAAGCGGGCCAAGGCGAAAGCUGCAGAGAAGGAAAACAAGAACGAGGAAGACGAUGAUUUGGACAGCACUAGGAGGCGUUCUAAAAGGAUCAGAACAGGUCGAAAGUAGUGUCCCAUUUGGAGCUGAAAAUGGGGAUUUUGUUUUGGGCGCUGGUAGCAGUAGGCAUUCCUUUUGUGCUGUGGAAAGGCUAGCUUUCCUAAGGUACGCCAGUGUCACUCUAACCAUCGGACCUGUAAUUUUAGUCGUAGCUAGGUGAAGACUCCCAAACAACUGCAGCAGAAAUUGCUGAUUUUGUCAUCGGCAGAUAACUCUCGACAUGGAAUUUUCCAUUGGUCUUUCAGUGUGGCCGAUUGUAGGGAAGAAAUUUAUGGUUAUAAACGUAGGAUUUGUAGCUGAGGGUUUCCUCUGUCUUCAAUACUACUUCAGUUCCAAAGUUACAUAACAAUCAUCAUUCUGGAUCAAGCUAAUGGUUCAACGUCUACUUCGUCGUAGAUGAAUGUUCAUGCUUAAAGACUGCACAUAGUCCACAUUCCUUAUUUUUUC
Linum tenue is the source of this 1485-nucleotide messenger RNA. The record is from the annotation of a GenBank genome assembly. Lineage: Eukaryota; Viridiplantae; Streptophyta; Magnoliopsida; Malpighiales; Linaceae.